Molecule: messenger RNA, 2580 nt
Organism: Cavenderia fasciculata
Lineage: Eukaryota; Evosea; Eumycetozoa; Acytosteliales; Cavenderiaceae
Exons: 3
Coding region: 1-2580 (859 amino acids)
Molecular function (GO): phosphatidylinositol binding
Source: RefSeq, a predicted model, not a curated record
AUGUUGCAACAACAACAACAUCAUCAACAUUCACAUAACAAGUCUUCUUCUUGUACCACCAUCAUGGAUACUGAAAAACUUGUUUACAUUGGAGUAUUAUUAUUUGAAAUUCCUACUACAUCCAAAACAACAACAACAACAACUAUUACUACUACACCAACAUUAACAACAUCUACCAACCGAUUAAAGAAUAGUACAGGUAUUCAAAUCGAAGAAAUCUUUAAAAGUGAAAGAUCUUUUGUUGAAAAGAAAAUAUUCCAAAAUGGUCCAUUACUAUAUUACUCAAGUGUUGAUAAUACUACUACUACAAAUCAAUUGGAAGGAUACAUGUCUAUUUUAGGGUGUAUAGUUGACCAACUUCAUCCAGUUGAACCAUUAUGUUUUAAAUUAUCAUUAUUAUCAGAUUCAUUUCUUGAUUCUUCAACCAUAUCAACAUCAUCAACAACACCACCAAAUAUAAAUGAUAGUACCACCAACCCAUCUUCAUCAUUUGAUGGUGACCAUGUAAAUAAUAAUAAUAGUAAUAAUAAUAAUAAUAAUGUAAAUAAUAUGUAUAUAAGUAAAAUAUUUAAAGCAAAUGAUCCACAAGAUUGGCAAAUGUGGUUAAAUUUAUUUGGAAUGUAUUCAAAUAGUAAGAUUCCUAAACAAGCCAUUUCUUUACCGCUCUUGAAACUGCCAGCUGGAUUCAGUCAGGAUUCUCCCAACCCAGUUCACCACCGAAACUUUAACCAAUCUGCACCUGCUCAAGCAGGCAUUCCAACACCAACCAUCACACCACGACCACCACGUGAUUGGGAUGAAGAUGCGUCAUUCCUCAUUGAACGAUUUUCACAUCUCGAAGUUGACGUUGUAUUGGAUUGCAUCGAGUUCUGUCAAGGUGAUCGUGACGAGGUGAUUGCACUCUUGUCCUCGGGUAUGAGACUAUCCUACCAAGAAGAUUUAAAUGGAUUCUCUCCCAUGUCUGACAAGUUCCUAAGUCAUAAACCACGUACCAGCACUAAUAGUAAUAGAUUCAGUAGUUCGAGUAGUAAUAGUGCAGGUAGUACUGAUGACAGUAACAACAACCACAACAACAACAACAACAAUAAUGUAAUAACAUCAACAUCGGCAUCAACACGGUCAGCAAUGACAGGUAGCAGUGGAUUGGCAUCACCAUCGAGAAAACUUAAACGCACUAUUUCAAGAUCCGUCAAUUUAGCUGAUUAUAAUACUUCCGACGAUGAAGAAUAUAAUGACAAUAGUGAAGAUGACCAAGAUGAUGAUGAUGAUAGUGAAGAUGAGGAUGAUAGUGAGGAGAAAUAUUAUCAUGGACAUGAGUAUGGAUCAAAUGAAGUUGUACAUCGACAUUUGAAUGAUGAAGAGACGAUAUCAGAGAUUGUCGAAGUGGUACAAUACAAAAGUAAUGAGAAUUUGGCAUCUCAGCUGACCAUGAGUACCGAUAGUAGUAAUACACGUACUGGUACCAGUCCAACUGAGGAUAAUCAUCCAACAACAACCUCAUCCUUAUCUUCAUCUCUUGCUUCUUCUGGUGACGAUGCUGCUUCAUCUUCUUCCAAUUCUGCCAGUUCAAGUUUAUAUUCUUCUGGGUUUAAUUAUGUUGGUCAUCCAUCAACUACAACAAACUCUUCUGUACCCACUACUACAUCCACCUCUGUAUCAAUAUCCACUACCACCAAAAGACCAAUCAAAUCAAUAUCCUAUUCCUCAUCAUCAUCAUACGAUGAGGAGAUUUCCAUUGUUGAAUCACUUCUCCAACAAAAUGUAGAAAUAUCACGUCCCAACUCUGUCAUUGACAAAGAGUUUAUCUUGUUGACAACACCAUCACCACCAAGAAUCAAUCAACAACAAUACCAACAACAAAUAUCAAAACAAAUUCAAGAACAUCAUCAAAAUCAAUUAAAUUAUCAAAAACAACAACAACAACAACAACAACAAUUAAUUUCAACAACUACAACUACAAAUAUAGCAACAACAACAGUUCAACCAGAUCAACCACAACAACAACAACAAAUUUCAAGAGAACAUAAUAAUAAUAAUAAUCAGAAUAAUAAUAAUCAGAAUGUAGAAUUAAAAAUCAAGACAAGUAGUGGACAAAUGCAACCACCACCACAACAACAAUGGGCACAUAGAUUAUCAAUAAUCAAUCCAAACACAAAAUCUAUUAUUAAUCCAAAUCCACUUUGGAAAUCUUCUGCCAAAUCUGGAGCAUCAUGGGAUUUAAAGGUUCAAAUUGUAGGUCACUUAAAAUCAGGUGAACAUGUUGAAUAUCAAUUAGAUGUUUCUACCAAUUAUUCUCAAUGGACUCUUUAUAGAAGAUAUACAAAUUUCUUUUUAUUGGAUCAAAAGUUACAAAGUUUAAAGAUUAUAACAAAGGCACAACAUAGAGAUAAUAGAUUACCACCAAAGAAAUUAUUAUCAUCAGAUGAAAUCAUUAAAAGUAGAGAGGUUGAACUAUGUAAAUACCUUCAACAACUUUUAAAAGAUCAUCCUGGUAUUUUUUACAAUAAUCCUUUGGUCAAUGUAUUUUUCAACGGAGAAAUCACAUCUGAUAUCUUUACUUUAUUUGUAAAACAAAAAUAA